AUGACCAGUGUUGGCGAAGAGAAGGUCUGCACGACGACGAUUCGCUCCAGGGUCGACGCGGGAACGAAGCUGGAGGUCGUGCUCAAGAUCGAGCCCAGUGUGCGGAUCCGCACACCUGUCCGGGCAUUGGGCGACACAGUGGUGUCCAAGUUCCGGGACAUCAUGCUGGCUGAUGACCAGUUCCAUCGGCCUGCUACCGUCUCCAUGGUCUUGGAGCAGAUGCUUAUCCAAAGGAGUGGACAUGUUGGCGCAAUUCACACCAGGAUCGGUUUGCCAGGCGAGCCCAUAGCUCAGAAUACGCACUUCGGAUGUAUCCUAUCUGGACGUCCUGAAGGAGUGAGGGAUUCAACUCAGUUGCGCUGUCAUCGAGUGCUUUUGCACACCAAGGCAUUGCUGAAGCGUUUCUGUAAGGUCGAGUCGGUUCCAGACCGCCCUACAGCAACAGACGAGGACUUGUGGUGCGAGUCCUUUUUCCAGAGAACUUUUGUGCAUCGAUCGGAUGGCCGCUACGUAGUGCGGUUGCCCUUUAAAACCUAUCGACAGCCAGCCAUGGUUCUGGGAAGAUCUCAUCAAAUGGCACUUAAUCGGUUCCUGCACUUGGAAAGACGUCUGUCUAGCAGCCCAGAACGGUGGAGCAAAUAUGUGGAGGAGAUCGAGGAAUACUUCGCGCUUGAGGAAAUAGCACCGGCGGUGGGCAGUGGAAGCAGUUCUGUAAGGAAUACUUCCACGAAUAGGCACGUAGCAUUCUGUGUUCCCCCGCAUCACGCUGUUUUUAAGAAGGAUCCUCAAUCGACCAAACAGCUAAUCGUCUUCGGUGCCUCCUUAAGGACUUGCAAUGGACGAUCUUUAAACGACAUUCUUUGGACUGGACCGACCCUGCAGAACGACAUAACGGCAGUCAUACUUAAUUGGCGGAAAUAUCGUUUCGAUUUCACGCCGGAUAUACAGAAAAUGUAUCGCUGUAUAGAUGUGCACCCGGAUGACGGCCAAUAUCAGCCGAUUUUAUGGCGGGCGGCGCCAUAA
This is a messenger RNA of Drosophila teissieri, 1023 nucleotides long. RefSeq lists its product as uncharacterized. The transcript is spliced from 2 exons. The record is from RefSeq and is a predicted model, not a curated record. The coding region runs from base 1 to 1023 and encodes 340 amino acids. NCBI's taxonomy places the organism in Eukaryota, Metazoa, Arthropoda, Insecta, Diptera, Drosophilidae.